AUGGACCCCAGAUUUAAAAUACCUUUAUAUCUUUCCAAAUCAAUCAGUCCUUUCGGGUUUGACCCUUAUACCUAUACUAGUGGGCGGUGGCUUCGUGAUAAUUAUUAUGAACGCUCUUCACAUUAUAUCGCAUUUGAUUUUGGCGCUUUGUGCGAUAGGAUCCUUCAGCUUUGUCCUGACGCGAUUUCAAUCGACAGCUGCAAAAAGCUCAAAAAAGGAUUUAAUAGAGUUUUUGUUUUCACCAUAAACAACUCAAAACAGUUAGUAGCUAAGUUGCCAUUCGUUCUUGCCGGACCGGCGCACUUAGUCACCAGUUCCGAAGUCGCUACUAUUAGAUACCGUGAGUCCUCAAUUAUAACACAGAUUUACUUUACUAACAGAAAUGCCUCUGCACAAUCUGCUUCACUGUUAUUAUUUCAUCCAGAUUUAUAUAAAUGUAAUAUUUUUGUGUCAGAGGAAGACCCUACCAUUAUUACGGGUAUUAUUGAUUGGCAAGGUGCGAGUAUUAAACCAGCCUUUUGCCUUCUUAAAUAUAAAAGGGCUUAUCGACUUUUCGUGGCGGCACAAAACCUAAGAUAUGAUCUUUUAAAUUUAUUAAAUUCAGCAAGUAACGGCUGGGUGCCUACAGAAAAUUGGGAAGUAACACAAACAGUAUACAAAAAAAUCUUUGAUGGAAUGCUGCAGGCUGUUUUAUCAAAUCAGAAUCCAAAAGACAAUAAGCCUGUUUAA
This is a messenger RNA of Aspergillus aculeatus ATCC 16872, 729 nucleotides long. RefSeq lists its product as uncharacterized. Gene Ontology annotation, cellular component: mitochondrion. The transcript has 4 exons. Lineage: Eukaryota; Fungi; Ascomycota; Eurotiomycetes; Eurotiales; Aspergillaceae. The record is from RefSeq and is a predicted model, not a curated record. Bases 1 to 729 code for a protein of 242 amino acids.